Messenger RNA from Prunus armeniaca (apricot), 1335 nucleotides. The record is from the annotation of a GenBank genome assembly. Lineage: Eukaryota; Viridiplantae; Streptophyta; Magnoliopsida; Rosales; Rosaceae.
AUGGCUUGUAAAGCAAAGCUUAUGAUUCCUGAGGAUGAGAAGUAUGAAGGAAAGCCAUUUGCCCUUUCACACGCAAGGACCGCCAUUACAACAAUAAAGGCAAAGUUCAAUACGCAGCAGUUACAGAGGUUCAAGGGGAGUUGUUUUGGUCAUCUAUUACUGAUAGAGGACCUGAAGUGGAAUUCACAAAUUGUCCACGGGCUGUUGAUGAGGAAGGCUGAUCCUAAGACAGUUACACAGGUGAACGAGAUAAAAUUCAUUGUGGGUAACAAGUUGAUACAAUUCACAGCCCAACACUUUUGCCUCAUCACGGGGCUAAAGUUCGGAAAGCUCCCUUUCAUUCCGAAGGCGACAAAUGACAAUCGCUCCUUGAAGCGAAAAUACUUCAGUAGCAAUAAACCUGCCACCCUUUUGGACCUACACACUGCCUUCAUCGAGUGCACAAAUGAUGACGAUGCGUUAAAGCUUGGAAUGGUCUAUUUUGCCAUUUUUGUGCUACUGGGUACUGAAAAGCAUGUGCUUAUUGACAUGCGAUAUUUGAAGUUGGCCGAAGACUUAGAAGAGUUUGACAAGUAUCCAUGGGGCGCCGUGUCAUAUGCGAUGACAAAUGCUUCACUUUUGAGGGCAGUUUCUGCUGAUUACCAACGAGUGAAGGUGCCCCAAAACAGAAAAAAGCCCAACAAAAGUGGAAAGAGAGCGCAGACAAGGAUGGAAUGCGGUAGACCAAGAGAGUACAUCAUAAGGGGGUUUGGCUUCACUGUUCAGGCACAUCCCUUGAAUAUUACAUUGGAGGAGCAACACGGUGGCCCAUUUUCGGGAGGUUAUGAGUCAGAUGUGUUUCAAUUGGAGGUUGAUGUGCAACUUCUCCGAUCGACUGAUAUUGAGAAGCAACAACCUUACUGGAGUUGGGGUGAUGAUGAGAAUAAUGAAGAAAUUGUUCAAUUGUUUGGGGAUGAGGGUGAAGACAAAACCAGCACUUCUAGUGAAGAAAAAGAGGCGGAUGUUGAGGAAACAACUACCCUUCCCUCCUCUUCUAAGGGCAAAUGGUCUUUUAAUGACUUUGGCAGUUUGAAGCAUAAAUUAGAAAGCACUAAGGAUGAGUUGGCAAAGCUACGUAGUUCAAAUCGGGGGCUUAGGAACAGAGUUCGAGACUUGGAAGCUAUUGUAGACAAGAACUGUUUGAAGCAUGAGAAGGAGUGUGGCAGAAAUAAAAAGGCUAUUCGGGAUUUGACCCUAACAAUUGCUUCAGUGGAACAUUAUUUUAAGUUGGAGAUGGAGGAGUUAAAAAAAUAUAUGGUGGAGAAGGCCAUGAGGAAGUGUGUACUGCUCAGAUGA